This is a messenger RNA of Passer domesticus (house sparrow), 1901 nucleotides long. RefSeq names its product opsin-5-like. The transcript has 6 exons. Gene Ontology annotation, biological process: G protein-coupled receptor signaling pathway; cellular response to light stimulus; phototransduction. Gene Ontology annotation, cellular component: plasma membrane. Bases 162 to 1364 code for a protein of 400 amino acids. Gene Ontology annotation, molecular function: G protein-coupled photoreceptor activity. Lineage: Eukaryota; Metazoa; Chordata; Aves; Passeriformes; Passeridae. The record is from RefSeq and is a predicted model, not a curated record.
CCAAGCAGAGACAGAUCAAAUGCUUUGGGUGGAAACAAAACCCAGCUCCGACUGACAGCAGACUCAGUGCGACGAUCCCCACGUCACUCUGAGCAUGUCCCUGGAGCCCCUCAGAGCCCGCCAGGGUCCUGCCCGCCGGCCAGCCGGGUCUGCAGGGACAGAUGGGGAACACGUCCAACACCUCAGUGUUCACCUCCACCUUAUCGGAGACAGAAGAUCUGAUUUUUGGCACUCUCUAUUUGAUCUUUGGCGUCCUGUCCCUGUCUGGGAACUCACUGCUGCUGCUGGUGGCCCAUCAGAAGAGGUCCCUGCUGAAACCUGCCGAGCUCUUCAUCGUCAACCUGGCCAUCAGUGACCUGAGCAUGACGGUGACGCUCUUCCCGCUGGCCACCGCGUCCUUCUUUGCUCACAGGUGGCUCUUCGAGCAGGCGGUGUGCACGCUGUACGCCUUCUGCGGGCUCCUGCUCGGGCUGGGCAGCCUGGGCAGCCUGGCGGCGCUCAGCGCGGUCUGCUGCCUCAAGGUGUGCUACCCGGCCUACGGGAGCAGGUUCUCGCGGGGCCACGCCGCGGGGCUGCUGCUGGCCCUGUGGCUGUACGCCCUGGCCUUCGCCGGCGCGCCGCUGGCCCGCUGGGGCAGCUACGGCCCCGAGCCCUACGGGACAGCCUGCUGCCUCUCCUGGGAGGCCUCCGGCCGCGCCGCCACGCUCUACAUCCUCGCCCUCCUCAUCUGCUGCUACCUGCUGCCCUGCCUGCUCAUCCUGGCCUCCUACGCGCUCAUCCUCUGGACGGUGUGGGCCUCGCGGAGAGCCGUGAGGCAGCACACGUGCCCCCGGCGCGGGGCCCGCGGCCCACACGGGCUGCUGCUCAGGCUGAGCAUGGCCGUGUGCCUGGGGUUCCUGGCUGCCUGGACUCCCUACGCCGUGCUGGCGCUGUGGGCGCUGCUCGGGGACACCAGCCAGCUGCCAGCGCUGGCCUUCGUGCUCCCAGCUGUCCUUGCCAAGUCCUCGACGCUCUACAACCCGCUGGUGUACCUGCUGCUCAAGCCCAGCUUCCACGAGCUCCUGGCCAAGGACAGGGCGCCGCUGCAGGCCCUGCUCACCCUCCUGUGCUGCGGCUGCCGGGGCACCGCGCUCCAGCCGCUCCCGGCCGCGGGCUGCAGGGGCUGCAGGGAGGUUUUUGAGGGCUCCAGCGGCUGCCCCAGGUGCCACGCUCCUGCCCAGCUGCCCGGCGGGGCCGCGGGGCAGCCGGGGCUCGGCAGGACGGUGCAGCUGGUGGUGCUGCUCGCACGGAGCCGGUCAGGCCCGGGCACUGCCAGCGUGGCACGGGAGGCCCUGCCCUCGGCCACGGCCAAGGAGCUGCUCUGAGCCCAGCCCUGCCCAGCUGUGUCCAGCAGAGCGCUGGAACACAAACCCAAACGCAGCAUCCUCUCACCCCGUGCCCCGCGGGGCCCGACGUUCCACACCCGCAGUGACCAGAUGUCAGACCAACCCCUCCGAAGUGACAUGAAGACGUCAGACCAACCCCUGGCUCCUGCAGCUCCGAGCCUGGUGUUUGCACUCGCAAGAACAAGAACAAAACCAGACCCCAGUGCCUGAGAUGUGCCCAGGGUGCAGCCCAGGUUACAGCCUCUCCUGCACUUUGCUCUCUGGGCCCUUGGCCUUUGUUUUUCCAACCUGGUGCUCUGAUGGCCAAGUAGGAACUUGGUUGUCUUAAAAAUCGUGCCUGGCAGGGCGGGCUGGGGGCCAGGAGGCCCCAAGGGGAAUCUACCUCCAGUGCCAGCUCCUGCAGCCCCCACUGCCACCUCCUGUCCUGCUGGGGAGGGCACCGUCCACACAGCUACCUCACCUGGGGUGAGGAAGCACCUGGUGCAGAGCCACCCACAGCAUAACCCCACCUGGAAA